Protopterus annectens (West African lungfish) is the source of this 1078-nucleotide messenger RNA. Its product is annotated as E3 ubiquitin-protein ligase TRIM35-like. The record is from RefSeq and is a predicted model, not a curated record. Gene Ontology annotation, biological process: positive regulation of apoptotic process; innate immune response. The coding region runs from base 164 to 1078 and encodes 304 amino acids. Lineage: Eukaryota; Metazoa; Chordata; Ceratodontiformes; Protopteridae. Gene Ontology annotation, molecular function: zinc ion binding. The transcript has 5 exons.
UAGUAUAGGAGACGUAAUCGUGACUAACAAACAUAUCCCUUCUCUUUCCUUACAAAGAAAGAUGACUUCCCUUCUCUCGUUGUCUGCCGUAUGACGUCACAUGGGGGAAUCUUUUUUUUCUGUUGGAAGCUAGAUGCGACGGGAGUAGGAGUGGUAUUCGAGUAUGGAAAUGGCAUCGGAGAUUGGGGCAGAAUUACUCUGUGCAAUCUGUUUGGAUGUGUUUAAAGAAGCAGUGACUCUUCGCUGUGGGCACAGUUUUUGCCGGUCAUGUGUGACUCAGAGCUGGCAGAACUCAGACAAGCAGGCUUGUGCUGUCUGUCGGGACGAGUCAUCCACUGGUGAGGAGUUAAUAACAAACCAUGCGCUCAAUAAUGUCGUGGAAAGAUUUCUACAGCAACAGCAGCAAUUUAUUACUGAGCAGGGUAGUGCAGAUAUGUGUCGGCUGCAUGGCGAAAAACUCAAGAUAUUUUGUUUCGAUGAUCGACAGCUGAUCUGUCUGGUCUGUCAGACAUCUCGUAAACACGAGAAACAUAAACUACGGCCGAUGCAAGAGGCAGCUUUGGAACAGAGGGAACAGCAACAGUCUGUCAUACGAAACUUAAAAGUUAAACUUGCAAAGUAUGAGAAGUCUGAAAAGCAGCACGACCAGAUGAAGAACCACCUACAGAAACAGUAUGUGAAAACUGAGAGAAAGAUAAAGGCAGAGUUUAACAAGUUCUACGCCUUUUUACAAGAUGAAGAGCAGAGGAUUAUUUCUGAUCUGAAGGCAGAGGAGGAGGAGAAACGAGAACGCCUAGAUGAAUCAGUUAAAGAAAUUAAUGAAGUUAUAACUGAGCUGACGCAUAUUAUCCACAAACUUGAACAAGAGCUCCAAGAAAGUGACCUGCAUUUUAUUAUGAAGUACAGCAGAAAACGAAGUGCAAUUUCAACUUGUGAAGACCCUAGUGACUUACCAACUUCAGCUCUCUUAGAUGAAGCCAGAUAUGUGGGAGACCUAGGAUACAACAUCUGGAAGGAAAUGGAAAACGUUGCGAGUCCAAAUGAGAAAUGUAAGUUACUUUUAUACAUUUCUUCAUAA